Manduca sexta (tobacco hornworm) is the source of this 1164-nucleotide messenger RNA. RefSeq lists its product as uncharacterized. The transcript has 2 exons. The record is from RefSeq and is a predicted model, not a curated record. Lineage: Eukaryota; Metazoa; Arthropoda; Insecta; Lepidoptera; Sphingidae. Bases 86 to 430 code for a protein of 114 amino acids.
ACUUUAGUUAAUGUAAGUGCGGUUGCAGAAUCUGUGUUUGCGGAAUGUGGUUUUGUGUUUAAUUUUUUUAUUUUGUGAGACCACAAUGCGCUUUCUCAUCAUCGCUACAAUCCUGGCUACGGCUCAAGCCCUGCCGAGCCUGAUCUUUACGCAGCCUCUCACUCCAGUGGGCAUACAAUAUGCCUCAGAUACUCCAGCCGUCCACCCGCAUCCAGCAGUAGAGCGCAACGCAGCAAGCGAGGCUUUACUCCCGCGCCAUCUGUUGAAGUCUAGAGACUUCUACGACAAUCCAGCCAUCGCUGCUGGUCUGGCCAAGGAAUCCUGGUUUACCAACAAGGAGAUGCAGGUGGUAGAAAGAGAGGCAGAGAAGAUUCCCAGGCAGAAUAUCUACCACCUUGUCAAGAGUGCUGGGUUCUUGGAGCGUCAUUAAUUUUUUGUGAGGUAUUUAUAUUUUUAAUAAACCAUCCUAUCUUUGGAUCGAGGGCGAAAAUGAACCAAUCUAAAUUUGCUUGACAUCUUGAUUGGGUUCCCGCCAUUUUCAAUAAGAAUAGACCAAUCAGAAGUCAUUUUGACAUGCUUACAGAUGACGUAUUUAGAUUGGUUUAUUCCCAAGAUAGGAUCGAAGAUUUAUAUUAGGAUUGUUUAUUAAAAAUAUAAUUAUUAUAUUUCUAUCGCAGUAUGGGAUUAGGGUAGUUUACUGAAAUUCGCCAUUAGACCUACCGAUAAAGUAACGUAAAAUAGAUAUAUAUAUUUAUAGUUCGUGUGUAGUUUAUAAUCUAUUUAUACUUAGCAUGUAGUUAUAUUAAAAAGUUGCAAUAUAAUCAAGAGCGUUUAGAAAAUCGAAUAUCGUACUUAAGGUUGGUAACUCUGUUAGUUUAUGUUUUACUAUAAGAAUUGUAUUUAGUAUUUUAUUAGGUUUAAUAUGGACAUGUUCUUUUGUAUAUAGAAUAAUCUAGAUAUUAAUUAGUAUAUUUAUUGUCACCUGUUAUGCUUAUUCGUGUGUGUGUUGUUAUUGAUCUAAGUCAUUAUUUAUGCAUAAAAAUAUUUAAAUUAAGAAUGUAAUUUGUAAAUAUUGUGUAAGUGUAAAAUACUGUGAUCUCGAAACAAUAAGUACGCAGUAAGUUAUUGUUUCAUAUUUAUUGUUAAUAAAACUCUAUGUUGAUA